Penicillium antarcticum is the source of this 1002-nucleotide messenger RNA. RefSeq lists its product as uncharacterized. The coding region runs from base 1 to 1002 and encodes 333 amino acids. The record is from RefSeq and is a predicted model, not a curated record. Lineage: Eukaryota; Fungi; Ascomycota; Eurotiomycetes; Eurotiales; Aspergillaceae. The transcript is spliced from 2 exons.
AUGGGGAGAAGGCCAAUGAUCUGGACUCUUUCAAAUGAACUUCUUGUCUCUGUGAUCGAAUACUCGGACGGCCCGAGUCGCGCGGCCCUGGCACGAACAUGCCACGCUCUCAACCUCUUGACAACCCCAUAUCUCUACGAAUCGGCAGACAUUCGACACGGCAAAAGCAACGAAUUUGGACAGACAGUUGAAACAAAAUAUGCCGAGCUGGUCCGCUAUGUCACAGUCACGAUUGAUGAUUGGAGGACCAAUAUCUCGCCCUGUCGUGUUGUACCAUGUCUUGAGAAGCUAAAGAAUCUGGAGAGCCUCACUCUGGACGGUGGCUACUGGAUGUGGGACACCGAUGAAGAAAACUGGGAUACCCUUGAAGGAUGUCUUUGGGAUUACCUUGAAAAGGCAAGCUUGCAACAACCGCUAGAAUCGCGAGUUUCUACGAAUCUUCGAUCUCUUACUCUCGAUCGCACUGAGCGCAAUGGCCAAGCAUCAUUCAUUCACUAUUCGCACGUCUUCAUCAUCCCACAACUCCAUGAUCUCACAUUACGUGGCUUUAUGCUCGAAGAAGAAGAUGGCGAGUUUGAUCAGCACUUUGUACGCCAAACCGAACUUCAGUCUCUGCGCAUUGAAAGGAGCUAUGUGAACUUUGAAGCUAUAGCGAAGAUCUUGCGUGCUCCCAGGGCAUUGAAACGUCUUAGGAUCUGCCAUUCGGAGAGCCUCUGGCACCAUGAGCUGAAGAACGCAGAAAUUAACGAAUCAACAGUGGCUGACUUUGUAGCGGCUUUGCUCCCGCAUCGUGAUACGCUCGAGGAGAUUCAAGUGAGCGUUACUAACGAUCACGAGGUUUACGAUAAUCCCGCCAAUGUUCCAACAAUCAAUGCCCCGAGCUUCCGCAAACAUGCAGCCAAGUUUCCGGUACUGAAGCGUUGGUUUGGCUGUGAUACGAAUACGUUGACGGAUUAUCUUGGGUCGGGCAAAAUCGGCUCGUCUGGCGACGAUGGUGAAUGA